Cannabis sativa is the source of this 666-nucleotide messenger RNA. RefSeq lists its product as uncharacterized. The coding region runs from base 1 to 666 and encodes 221 amino acids. The record is from RefSeq and is a predicted model, not a curated record. The transcript has a single exon. Lineage: Eukaryota; Viridiplantae; Streptophyta; Magnoliopsida; Rosales; Cannabaceae.
AUGGGUGAUUUUCAUGAUUACCUUUCCCUUUCUGACAAAAUAGGGGGUGACAUGUCUCGUGCUCCAUCCACACAAUUUCAAUCCUUUGUUGAUAAUCAUGCACGUCACCCUAUUUCUCCUUUAGGUAAUCUUUUCACUUGGACUAACCGACAAAAACAACCGUCUCACACCCAGGAAAGACUUGACUGGUGUCUCUCCAAUGCUAAUUGGGAUGUCCACUUUCCUACUCCUCGUCUUUAUCAUGGCGAUUUUUUUGGCUCUGACCAUCAGCCACUUAUUAUCACAUUGCAUCACUCUGUUGACCAAUCUCAUCAUGUCCCCCGAUUCAUCUUUGAUAGGCUUUGGAUGUCCGAACCUGAUUUUGAGACUUGCCUUCGCGAUGCUUGGAUGCUGAACAACCAGAAUCAUCAUUCUAAUCCAUUGAUUGGAUUCAAUGAAAAAUUGUCUAAUUGUUCGUCCCGGCUUAAGCAAUGGAAGCAAUCUUUGGGACCUCCGCUUGCUACUCAAAUUCGUGAAGUUCAAUCUCAACUCAAAGUUGUUCAAUCCUUCCCUCGACCCACUAAUGAUAAAUUAGAUCAGGGAAGGAAGCUUGAAAAGGAAUUAAACAGUUUGUUGCAGAAAGAGGAGGACUACUGGCAACAACGAUCCCGUGUCACAUGGCUCUAG